Molecule: messenger RNA, 1356 nt
Organism: Colletotrichum destructivum
Lineage: Eukaryota; Fungi; Ascomycota; Sordariomycetes; Glomerellales; Glomerellaceae
Product: Putative aspartic peptidase A1 family, aspartic peptidase, active
Exons: 3
Coding region: 1-1356 (451 amino acids)
Biological process (GO): proteolysis
Molecular function (GO): aspartic-type endopeptidase activity
Source: RefSeq, a predicted model, not a curated record
AUGCUCCCUCCUCUCCUCGUACCGCUGCUCUGGUUGGCAAUGGCGUACGCCGUCCCGACUGGCCCCACAACAUCCGGGCCUGCGCCCGGAACUUUCCAGCGCAGUACCCUUACGGUACCGGUCCAUGCCAACCCGGACUACGUCUCGGGCGGGGCCGCUCUCACGGCCGUCUAUGAGAGGUGGAACAUGCCCGUCCCGGAUGCCCUUGCAAGACACACACUGACCCGGCGCUCUGGAUACUACUGCAAAAGCACGGGCAGCUACUGGCUGACCGACAUCUUCGUCGGGAACCCCGAAAACCCCCAAAAGAUACCAGUCAUCAUCGACACGGCCACUUCCGACUUCUGGCUGAUGACUACUGACACCCAGUUUGGCGACAAAGCGCCUAACGGUGUGCCGACGCUGUAUGACCCCUCAAAGUCGACAACGAGCCAGGAAAUUCUCGGCGCUACUUGGUCAUCUUCAUACGGUCCGUCCAUUCUCAGCGGCCAGGGUCCUAUUGAAGCGACUGACCACCUCACCAUAGCGGAUGGUGUCACCAAUUCGGGCAAGGUGUACUUGGACACUGUCCGCUUCGGCCUCCUGACAGACAACCACCGCUUCAACAUCGUCAACGCUACAGUCCAAUCUGUCGUAAAAGUUGACCAACGUUGGGCGGUUGAGCCCAAGGUCAGUGGCGUACUGGGACUUGCGAAAAACCGCCCAUCGAGCGUCCAGCCAAGAAUGCCAUCCAUGUUCGACCGUCUCAAGCCGGAGCUGCAUUUCGAAUGGAUUGGUAUCGACCUGCGGCACAACUCGGACAAGGGAUUCUUCUCCUUCGGGUACUCCAUGGGAACCGCCGACAUCAACGAAAAGCCCAUGGAUGACGACGACGAUUGGAGUUUCCUGGUCACCAAGACUCGCUUGAGUACCAUGAGUGGCGGAGUGUGGUAUAAAUAUGCGCAGCCUUUCGUUGCAACCGUCGAUACAGGCAGCAGCUUCUUGUUACUACCAUCAUCACUGGUAGUCAAGUACUACUCUGAGAUUCCCGACUCGGCCUUUGACCCAGACCUGCAACACUACAUCUUUCCGUGCUCCUUGGCAUCUGGGAUCCCCGACUUCCAGUUCAUAACUGCAGGCGGUUACCUUGGGACCGUUCCGAGGGACCACGUCAACCUCGGACCCGUGCCCGGCAAUACCGAAAAAUGCUACGGCGGCAUCCAGAAAAGUACUGACGGCCAACGUGCCAUAUUCGGUGGGGUGGCGCUCAAGAACAUGUAUGUUCAGCUGAACUAUGGCACACAAGGCAGCUAUGUCGGCUUUGGCGACAAGGGAUCCCUCGAUGUGUGCUCGACGACAUCGGUUUGUGACACGUAA